GUCUGGCUGGUACUCCUAUGACCACCAACUAUCAAGGAAUCAAGAACCAAGCCAAGUACUAGUAUCGGCCCUUCGUCAAACAUGAAGCUGCUGCUGCUGUCCCUGGUCUCGUCGCUCGCCGCGGCAAGCCCACUCCAAGCCAACUCCCUCGAGGCACGGCAACAGGCCACGCUCUGCGACCAGUACGGCUACUGGUCCGGCAACGGAUACGAAGUCAACAACAACAACUGGGGCCGGUCUGCAGCGAGCUCCGGGUCGCAGUGCACCUAUGUCGACGGAAGCUCCUCCAAUGGCAUUCAGUGGCGCACGACAUGGACGUGGCAGGGGGGCGAGAACAACGUCAAGAGCUACGCCAACGCGGGCAGACAAGUCACCCGCGGCCGCAAGAUCAGUUCCAUCGGCAGCAUGCAGACGUCGGUCUCGUGGUCGUACAGCAACACCAACAUCCGUGCGAACGUUGCCUACGAUGUCUUCACCGCCGCAGAUCCCAACCACGUGAACAGCAGUGGUGACUACGAGCUCAUGAUCUGGCUUGCCAGAUACGGCAACGUGUACCCCAUCGGCUCGUCCGUGGGCACCGUCAACGUUGCGGGCCGCACCUGGGAGCUGUGGGUGGGCUAUAACGGGUCGAUGAAGGUGUUCAGCUUUAUCGCGCCGAGCCCCGUCAACAGCUUCAGCGCCAAUGUCAAGGACUUCUUCAACUACCUGCAGAACAACCAGGGAUAUCCGGCAAAUGACCAGCAUCUGAUCGUCUUCCAACUGGGUACGGAGCCGUUCACCGGCGGACCGGCCACCCUGACGGUUUCGCAGUUCUCGGCGAACAUCAACUGAAUUUUUCGAGAUUACUGAACGGCAUGUGUGGGAUGGGAGGUUUCUGGGAGGUUCUUCAUUCUCUCCCCCCUCUCUGUCGUAACUACUACCUGCUUCUGGGAC
Molecule: messenger RNA, 933 nt
Organism: Chaetomium strumarium
Lineage: Eukaryota; Fungi; Ascomycota; Sordariomycetes; Sordariales; Chaetomiaceae
Product: glycoside hydrolase family 12 protein
Exons: 4
Coding region: 82-831 (249 amino acids)
Biological process (GO): polysaccharide catabolic process
Molecular function (GO): cellulase activity
Source: RefSeq, a predicted model, not a curated record